This is a messenger RNA of Molossus molossus (Pallas's mastiff bat), 365 nucleotides long. It is a transcript of the gene PRCD, whose product is annotated as photoreceptor disc component. Gene Ontology annotation, molecular function: opsin binding. Lineage: Eukaryota; Metazoa; Chordata; Mammalia; Chiroptera; Molossidae. The record is from RefSeq and is a predicted model, not a curated record. Gene Ontology annotation, cellular component: photoreceptor outer segment membrane. The transcript is spliced from 4 exons. Bases 94 to 258 code for a protein of 54 amino acids.
CCUUGGGAGGCACAGCAGCGCCUGGGAGCGCAGGCAGGGCCAUCCUGGCCUUCUUCUGCAGCCUCCCUCCGGGAGGGAUGGGGCAGCCGAGCCAUGUGCACCACCCUCUUCCUGCUCAGCACCUUGGCUGUGCUCUGGCGCCGACGAUUCGCCAACCGGGUCCAACCGGAGCCCACUGACAUCGAUGGGGCAGCUGUGGGCAGCAGCUUGGAAACAGACUCCCAGUCCUCUGGCAGGAAGAAAGAGCCUGUGACGUGAGCCCUUCCCUCUUCAGGUGGAGCUCAGCCCGGCACUGGGGGCACUGGCCAAGGCAGGUGGGCUCGUGCUGAGGACAUAAAGGACUAAUGACCAUCUUCAGGACAAGU